AGAAGACAUGGCCGAUGCUCUUCUCUCUGUUGGCUUCCACGUGCUAAUUGACAGGAUGUCUCGCGAGGUGCUUGACUUCUUUGGGGGGCGAAAACUCGCCGAGGGGCCCUUAAGAAAGCUGAAGAUAGCAUUGCUGUCUGUGAAGGCAGUGGUGGAGGACGCGGAGGAGAAGGAACUCACGAACCCUGAUGUGAAAGUGUGGCUUUGUGAGCUGAAAGAUGCUGCUUUUGAAGCAGAAGACAUCUUGGGUGAGAUUGCUACAGAAAUCCUGAGAUGCAAGUUGGGUGCUGAGUUUCAGACAACUGCAAGGAAGCCUGCCAUUGCUUGGACAACUACCCUCUUUGCAGAACCUCUCUAUUGUUGA
Messenger RNA from Corylus avellana, 364 nucleotides. The record is from RefSeq and is a predicted model, not a curated record. NCBI's taxonomy places the organism in Eukaryota, Viridiplantae, Streptophyta, Magnoliopsida, Fagales, Betulaceae.